CAGGCCACUUGGUCCUGGUCAAGGUCAGUAUCAGCGCCCGAUGGGGCCAGGAGCUGCAUCAGGCUAUGGUGGACCCCCAGGACCCCCAAGAGGACCCCAGCCGGGUGCUACAAAUCAGAUGACAAAUCAAAAUGGGAUCAAUGCAUUUGUCAGGCCCUCUGAGAGGUCAACACCCAAUGGGUAACCAAGGUCAUCCUCAAAGCAGUAUGGCAGGACCUCCUAGUAGUAUGUCUGGGCCCCCAAGUAGUAUGACCGGACCCCAAACCAAUAUGCAAGGACCCCCACAUAGCAUGUCCGGACCUCCUAAUAUGUCAGGGCCUCCAAACAGCAUGUCUGGACCUCUGAGUAGUAUGUCUGGACCUCCGAGUAGUAUGUCUGGACCUCCGAGUAGUAUGUCUGGACCGCCAAGUAGUAUGGCUGGACCGCCAAGUAGUAUGGCUGGACCACCAAGUAGUAUGGCUGGUCCUCCAAAUAGUAUGAUGGGACCCCCAAGUAGCUAUGGCCCACCGUCAGGGCCACAUCAAAUGGGAGGCCGAGGACCCCCAAGUGGACAUGCACAACAACAGAUGGGUGGACCACCUCCCUCAAGUAUGGCUGGACCACCUGCUUCCAGUUUGCCUGGACCACCCUCAGGAUUUGGGCCACCCUCUGGCCCAGUAGGUGGUCCUCCUCAAGGUGCAAGUCAGAUGAACAUGGGCCCACCUUCUGGACCUAUGAACAUGGGCCCACCCUCUGGGCAAAUGGGCAUGGCCCAGCCUGGUAUGAACACAUCCCAAAACCAGUACAAUUACGGGGGUCAGCAGCCAGGUAUGCCCCCACUUCCUGGUGGACAGCAGCCACCCAUGGGUGGACAGUUCCCACCUGGUCCAGGUCAAGGCCAGUACAUGAGCGGUCAAACCAGCCCAGGCUAUGGGCAGCAGAAUUUUAACUAUGGAACAAACCAGGGGCAAAGACCAAUGGCUCAACCCCCACAGAAACGUCUGGACCCCAACCAGAUGCCUAGCCCAAUUCAAGUGAUAGAAGAUGAUAAAAACAACAAAAGUGGCAUAUUUCAGACACAAGGACGGGGCAUAGUACCGCCUUUAGUCACAACAGACUUUACCACACAAGAUCAAGGCAACAGUAACCCACGCUUUUUGCGCUCCACAAUGUAUAACAUACCCUGUACAUCUGAUAUGAUGAAGAGUAGCCAAAUCCCCUUUGGUCUCACUAUUACCCCUUUUGCAAGGCUACAUGAAUCAGAGCACCCACCCCCUAUCAUGAACCUGGGGGAGAUAGGCCCUGUGAGGUGUAAGAGAUGUAAAGCCUAUAUGAACCCUUACAUGCAGUUUAUAGAUGGAGGACGCAGGUUCCAGUGUGUUUUUUGUGGGGCAGCCACAGAUGUUCCUCAAGAGUAUUUCAAUCACUUAGACCACACAGGGAGGAGAGUGGAUAGCUAUGAUAGACCAGAACUCUGCCUGGGCUCUUAUGAAUUUGUUGCCACCAAAGACUACUGCAAGAAUGGAACUUUGCCAAAUUCGCCAGCUUUCAUAUUUAUGAUUGACGUGUCCUACAAUAGUGUAAAAAGUGGACUGGUUCAUUUGAUUUGUCAACAUUUAAAAGACGAUGUUUUGGUGAAUCUACCAAGAGAAAUAGGUGCUGAGGAGUCAGAAAUACAAGUUGGAUUUGUCACCUAUAGUAAAGAGUUACACUUCUAUAAUGUGAAGUCAAGCUUGGCUCAGCCCCAGAUGUUGGUGGUCUCUGACCUGGAGGAUGUAUUUGUUCCAUUGUUAGAUGGAUUCCUAGUCAAGCUGUCAGAGUCAGAGGCUGUCAUUGAUAGCCUGCUCUCUCAAAUCCCUGGCAUGUUUGCUGACUCGCGGGAAACAGAGGUUGUCUUGGGUCCUGUCAUCCAGGCCGGCUUAGACGCUCUCAAAUCUGCAGACCGGGCAGGCAAGCUGUUCAUAUUCCAUACAUCUUUACCUAUAGCUGAGGCUCCAGGAAAACUGAAAAACAGGGACGACCGAAAACUGCUUGGGACAGAGAAAGAAAAGACCAUACUGACACCUCAGGGUAACUUCUACACCAAGCUGGGUCAGGAGUGUGUGGCAGCAGGAUGCUGUGUGGACCUUUUCCUCUUCCCUAACUCAUACAUGGACCUGGCCUCCAUGGGAGAAGUACCCAGGCUCACUGGAGGGAAUGUCUACAAGUAUAACUACUUUCAAGCUGACUUGGAAGGUGAGAGAUUCCUGAGUGACCUGAAGAAGACGGUACAACGACCGAUUGCAUUUGAUGCCAUUAUGAGAGUGCGCACUAGUACAGGCAUCCGUCCUGUGGAUUUCUAUGGUAACUUCUACAUGUCCAACACAACUGAUGUGGAGCUAGCUGCCAUUGACUGUGACCAGGCUGUCACUGUGGACAUCAAACAUGAUGACAAGCUGAAUGAAACAGAGGGAGCUUAUAUACAGGUUGCGACGCUGUACACAAGUGUCAGUGGCCAGAGACGGCUGAGGAUACACAAUUUGUCCCUGAACUGCUGUACCCAGAUGGCUGACCUGUUCAGGAACUGUGAGCUGGACACCAUGAUCAACCUUAUGGCCAAACAAGCAAUCCGUAAUGUGUUGAACCACAACCCUAAGCACGUGCGAGAGGAGAUCAUGACACAGGUUUCUAACAUCCUGGCAUGUUACAGGAAGAACUGUGCCAGUCCCUCCUCAGCAGGCCAGCUGAUCCUGCCCGAGUGUAUGAAACUGCUGCCUCUCUACGGCAACUGUAUCCUGAAGAGUGACGGCAUUCAGGGAGGCUCUGAUAUAUCCACUGAUGACAGAAGUUACCUAAUGCUUAUGAUCAACUCCAUGAAUGUGCGAGCAUCACAGGUGUUCUUCUAUCCCAGAUUACUGCCUUUGCAUGACUUGGAUGAAGACGGUGACUCAAUGCCAUCUGCUAUUCGCUGUUCUGUGGACAGGCUAGAGGAAAAUGGGGUCUAUUUGCUGGAGAAUGGUGUGUCAAUGUUUAUGUGGAUUGGUCACAAUGCCAGCCCAGAAUGGAUACAGAAUGUGUUCGGAGUUCAGUCAGCAGCCCAGGUGGAUAUUGAUAAGUGCACUCUGUUGGUACUGGACACGCCAACAUCAAAGAGGGUGAAUGGUAUAAUACAGAAGAUCCGUGCUGAAAGGAGCAGAUACAUGAAGCUGACUGUGGUGAGACAGCGUGAUAAGUUGGAGCCCUGGUUCAACCACUUCCUGGUAGAGGACAAGGGGCUAUCAGGCAGUGCCUCCUAUGUGGAUUUCCUCUGUCAUAUACAUAAAGAGAUCCGCAACUUGCUCAGUUAAAGCCAUGACAGCGCCAUCCUUAAUAAUCUGCACAAGAGCAGAAAACAACUGUGUGAUAUAGCUGAGAAAUCAAGGAGAGGUUUCAUUUUGUCAGGUGUAUAACUAUACUAAGCAUGCCUCACUGACAGAAGAUCUCUGGUGUUAAGGGAAGUAACUCUCAUCUCCUUGCCCUCUGCAGAACUGCAUGUCUUUGGGAGGUAAAUGUUGGCAUGUACGACUUGGAGAUGUCUGUUAUCUUAGAGACGGCCUUAAAAAGGGAAGUGUGGAAAGAAUUAAUGAAGAUCUUUGUUUACAAUGAAAUGUAAACCGUACAGCAAAAUGUUGACAGAAGUGUAAAAUAUGACUGUAAAGUCAUCUAUUUUCUGAUACAAAUGCCAUCCAAUGCUUUGAGACUGGGCCAUAUUACAUACGGAGCAUAUAAAGUAUUUGUGCCACCUUUUUUGAAAAAUUCAAUAAUCAUGAAAUCUGCUUAUGAAAAUGCACAAAUAUGGAAUUACCUAAAUUUCUGUACAUUUCAACAGUUCGCAUUCUGCAAAUGGAUGUGUGUGGAUUGUCAUUAUUCUCAUUAUGAGAUGCUGUCACCAAGAUGCCAAAUGUACAUCAUUCUAACUUUGUUUCACAUCUGAGAAAACAUACACACCCCUUGGCUACGAUGUUCUUUUUCUGCUGAUAGCUCAGUGCAACCCUUACUGGAAAACUGUUGUGUGUAACUUCUAAUAUGGGACACACACAGUAGUUCUCCAUGAGUAUGUGUAGAACCAUCACGGGGAAAAAAUCCAAUAAUUGAACUGGAGUUUUUUUCUUGCUAAAUACAAGUGAAGAUUUGAACAGAAAAGAUAUCUCACAUUUCAUAUUUUAUGCAUGCUGUUAUUAGCCUAACCAUAGAUAUUUAUGAUAUUUCAUUGUGUCUUUGUUGAUUUUUGUUUUCAAUGAUUUGUCAUUGCCACAUCAUCCUGUAUGAAAAUAAUAUACCACUUAAGAGAAUCACUAACCUGGAAACAUUUACACCACAAGCUUGAUAUGUUCAUACGGCGUGCUAAUGUAGAACAUACGUGUAUGUUAAAAGGUUGAAUAUGAAAGAGAAGUCAGGUCUUAUAUUAUUGUACAUAUGCUUUACAUUGUAUAUAAUACACACAUGUAUUCUAUCUGGCAUUUUAGUUGCAAUAAUUUUGUUGUUUUUCCAACUAACUCCUAUCUGUGGUACAUGUAUUGCUAAUUAGGUGUGACAUAUUUUAAUGUUUUACUUUUUCUUUGCAAAGAUCUGCCUGUUCAUAAUGUAAGAAAUAGUAUUCUUGGGACGGGGAAUGGGAAUGGGGAAAAGGGCCGCAAUUAUGGGAACGACCAGUGGAAAUAAGCUGAUUUAGGCAAUAUAUGAGAAAAAACUGAUUCUCACUAUAGCAAAAUAAACAUAGAGCAAAUUAAACGUGCUUGCAUCAUCUUCGCUUUUAGUUCAGCUGACACAUGAUAAGAAGAUGACCAGAAGGUUUUCUGAUAAUACAUGUAUCGGAAGGAACAUGUAUUGACUAUGAGCCGGAGUCUGUUCAUGCUAGCUUAGCUUAUAUAUAUACACCUUCAUGUGAGGCUUAAUACUGAGUUUUAUCGCUUGACCUGUUUGUUGCUAUUGUACAUGCAAUGAACUACAUGUACAUCUUACACUUGAAAUACGACAAUGAAAAAAAUUGAGCUGUUUAAUUUAGGCGACGGAAAUGUAGACCAGUGAACUUAAAAUAUUAAUUUAUAGAGUUUUGUGUCGGACAGUUGUUAUUGUGUUAAAUGUUUUCUGGUGAUAAACAAAGUGGACACCUGAAUGAAUGACGUGUGGUUACAUGUGGCUGUGGCUGAUAUUUUGAGUACUUGUGUGACUGUUUUAGGUACUAUUGCGUAACGUGAUAUACUCUGUGGUAUUUGGGGUUAUUUUCUUCACCGUUACGCUUUGACAGGCACGUGUUCUUCUGCCUAAGCAUGUUCUGGAGUUGUGGAAUGGUUAGGUUCUUUAUGGAACCUGACUGGAAGGUUGGGUUGUGUAUGGUUGCAAAGUAUACAUCGGUGUGUCUGUGGCUCUAGGGCAUACUUGUUUCUGGAAUUUCGGAGCCAUCGAGUACUCGAGCGGUUGUGGUAUAAAUGGGAUUGUCCGUGUUCACGUGAAAAUUUGGCAAGACAUUAUAACCUGUACAAACAUGAUCAUUCAACUGUUAAAAACUGCCUGUACAAAUAAACUAUUUCUUA
Messenger RNA from Liolophura sinensis, 5531 nucleotides. Its product is annotated as protein transport protein Sec24C-like. The record is from RefSeq and is a predicted model, not a curated record. Gene Ontology annotation, biological process: intracellular protein transport; endoplasmic reticulum to Golgi vesicle-mediated transport; COPII-coated vesicle cargo loading. Gene Ontology annotation, molecular function: zinc ion binding; SNARE binding. Gene Ontology annotation, cellular component: COPII vesicle coat; endoplasmic reticulum exit site. Bases 132 to 3305 code for a protein of 1057 amino acids. NCBI's taxonomy places the organism in Eukaryota, Metazoa, Mollusca, Polyplacophora, Chitonida, Chitonidae. The transcript is spliced from 21 exons.